AAUGAACAACGAAGAAUUCUCUCAAAUACAGAAUCCAAAUUUGACAAGAACACGUACGCGUCGUGCAUGCUCGCAUUGUAAAAGAUUAAAACGUAGAUGUGUUAAGAUAUCAAAUCAAACUUGUAGUGAAUGCUGGGGGAAAAGGGAAUGUAUCUUUCCCGUAUGCCCAAUUUGUCUUAGACCAAACAAAGACAAUACUAACAACAUUUGUGCUGAAUGUCUAAGAACAUGCACACAACAAUAUUUUGAUAUGACCUCUUCUCUUGUAAAUGAGGAAUAUAUAUACGAAUGUUAUGAAGGUUACGAAGGUUACGAAGACAGUACCCCAU
Messenger RNA from Racocetra persica, 329 nucleotides. The record is from the annotation of a GenBank genome assembly. NCBI's taxonomy places the organism in Eukaryota, Fungi, Glomeromycota, Glomeromycetes, Diversisporales, Gigasporaceae.